Molecule: messenger RNA, 892 nt
Organism: [Candida] anglica
Lineage: Eukaryota; Fungi; Ascomycota; Pichiomycetes; Serinales; Debaryomycetaceae
Source: the annotation of a GenBank genome assembly
CUCCGGCCAUUUUUGCUUGACUAAAUAGAUGCAUGUUAGUGUUGCUGGUACUCCGGAGGUGAAAAUAUGUGAAGAAGAAAAGAAGAAAAAAAAGUUUCCGUUGAUUUUGGCGGUCAGUAAAAAUUUUCUUUAUAGCUCGCGGCUUGCUCGCUGGAGGGUAAAAAAAAAAUUGAUUUGCAGGUUAGGGCUGACAUUUCACUUUUUCGCAGGUUGCGGUUCCCCCGCGCGUGCGCGCUCUUACCCUCACGCUCACUCGGCGACUUUCCAACCACCAACGGGCUACAGCAUUUCUUUGGAUCUGUGGGCAAGGGCCGUGGGUCACGCCCACGAGGAGGGAUCGACUGCAAGCUCCUCCUCCUCCUCGAAGAGGAGCCAGGCCCCACGCCAGUGGCUCCCCCCGAGCAGGGGCCAGCGGAGCGGCUCGCACAUCCUCUAGCGCAAUUGUACCGAGACAUAAGCUUUACACGCGUGCCGCACAAUGAUUAGCUUUUGUACUUCCGUGUCAGGCUAUUUGAUUCUCCUUUUUUUCUCUCUUGAGUCAUGCCCAUUCAACCUGUAGAACGACCAGGCAUUGGCGCUAGCCUACCCUGUCCCAGCCGCCUUGCGGACCACCCUCUCACCCCUCCAUCACAGCUUCCUCCAACUAACCUCUUGUUUCUCUCUCUCUCUCCAACUUUUCUUCUUGUCUCACGACUUUGGUGGCUCGAUUUUUCACCUUUGUCCUGCACACAGCACAUACCGCUCGCCGCCGCCCACUUCCCAAAAGAGUUGCAAACGUGCCAUAUCUGAUUUUGAAUUGUUUAUCCGACGAUAUGGAGACGCAGGACCAAUACCAAAACCUGCAGCAUGCGACAUAGGCGCAUUUAUGAGUUUUUAUUAUUAUUAUUAUUAU